Drosophila gunungcola (fruit fly) is the source of this 3169-nucleotide messenger RNA. RefSeq names its product zinc finger protein 501. Gene Ontology annotation, molecular function: RNA polymerase II cis-regulatory region sequence-specific DNA binding; DNA-binding transcription factor activity, RNA polymerase II-specific. The transcript has 3 exons. The record is from RefSeq and is a predicted model, not a curated record. Gene Ontology annotation, cellular component: nucleus. Lineage: Eukaryota; Metazoa; Arthropoda; Insecta; Diptera; Drosophilidae. Gene Ontology annotation, biological process: regulation of transcription by RNA polymerase II. Bases 148 to 1779 code for a protein of 543 amino acids.
AUAACAAAAGUCAAAGAAGGCCCAAGGAGCGUGGUGGCGGAGGAGGCGGCGGCGGGGCGGGGAAUGGCCGAUGUUCGUCGGUGGCUGCCAUUGUAUAACGCCGAUGGGCAGACUAUAGAUCCGCGCUAGGAUCCAAUCUCGAAUAAGAUGCAUCUGAACCAUGCGACCGCCGCCACGGCGGCCAUGGCCAACUAUCAGCACUACCAGCUGCCAGCCUCACAUGGCGGCGGAGCCAAUGGUGGCUCUGGACCGGGUCCCAAUUCCGGCCAGCAGCAGCCCACCACCCUGGCCAGCCUGCAGCAGAGCCCCUUUGCCCUGCACCAACUGACCGCCGUGCAGGCCAUCCAACAUCCCACCCACCAGGCCAUGCUCCAUCCACAGCACCCGCUGGUCCACCUGCUGGACAUAUCCACCACCACGGCGAAUAGCGGCAACGGCGGUGGCGGCAAUCACACGCCCAUCUCGCCCAUGAAACAGGAGGUGCAGAGCGUCAUCAGUGAGGAGGAGGUGGUGGUGGAUGAUCCGCGCAAGAAGAAGCAGUGCCACGUGUGCAAAAACAAGUUCCGGCAACUGACCACGUUACGCAACCACAUGAAGAUCCACACGGACGAGCGGCCCUACAAGUGCAAGCACUGCGACAAGGCCUUCCGCCAGAUCUCGACGCUGACCAACCACGUGAAGAUCCACACCGGCGAGAAGCCGUUCACCUGCAACAUCUGCGCCAAGGACUUCCGCCAGCAGAGCACCUUGAUCAAUCACAUCAAGACGCACAAGGCGGCGGAGUCCAGCACGCCGACGUCCCUGCUGAACUACCAGCCGCAAACAGGCAGUGGCAAGCACAGGAAGUCGCAGAUGCAUCAGGUCUACCAGCAGCAGCAUCAGCGCGUCCAAAUCUCAAAGACCUUGUACUCCGGCAGCUAUAGCUCGCCGGCGGCCGAGGAGCUGGUGAAGCCGUUCCAGUGCAGCGUCUGCAAGCGCCGCUUCCCGCAGCUAAGCACGCUGCACAACCACGAGCGGACCCACAUCGAUCCCAAGCCGUACAAGUGCGAGACGUGCGACAAGUCCUUCAGCCAGCAGGCGACGCUGGCCAACCACAAGAAGAUCCACACGGGCGACAAGCCGUAUACGUGUUCCUACUGCCACAUGCAGUUCCGCCAGCAGAGCACCCUCACCAACCACCUCAAGACGCACACGCACCAGAUCGCGCCUGGUGGCGGCGGAGCAGGAGGCGGCGGAGGCGCCGUCACAGCCACAGUGGAUCACUCAAUGCCCGCUCCCCUGGCGCCCGGGACGCAGCAGCUGACGAGUGGGCUGCUGCCAAACAACCUGCACGGCAGCACGCCGAACAUCAUCCAGCUGGACCACCAUCCGCUACUGCAUUUCCUCGAUGGCAGCACCACGGUAAGCUCGGUGGUGGCCACGGCGGCGGCCAACACUAAGGUGGAGCACUUCCAGGCGGGCGGGUCACCGCCGGGCCGCAUGACCGUGGUGGGCAACAUCAACAUGCUGAAGGGUGACAAUCCGGACCGGCCGUUCGGCUGCAGCGUUUGCCAGCGGUUCUUCUCGCAGCAGAGCACCCUGGUCAAUCACAUCAAGACGCACACCGGCGAGAAGCCGUACAAGUGCAAGAUCUGCGAGGUCAACUUCCGGCAGGUGGCCACGCUCAACAACCACAUGAAGAUCCACACCGGCGAAAAGCCCUACAACUGUUCCUACUGCCCCAAACAGUUCCGGCAAAAGAGCACGCUGCAGAACCACCUUAGGGUGCACACCUGCUAGACCCAAUCCCGAUCCAGAUCGCGACGCGAUCCAGGUCCGCAGCCAGCCAGCCAGUCUAGCAGCCAUUGAGGAAUAGUGCAAUAUGCAUGCCACAUAGCACAUACACUUAUAGAUCGCAUAUACGGCAUACGAAUACGAUUACAUGAAUACUAUAUUUGAAUAUAUACUCGAAAGUGUUAUUUACCUGCUGUGCAGAGCGCAAUUGUAUGUAACUAUAUCGUAGAGAGCUGAUCCACAUGCGUGUCCAAUUGUAAAUUAAGGCUAGCCGUAUUCGCAUAAGCCACGAAUGAUAUGAUACAGGGUGUUUAAGCCUAAACUUUAUUCUAUUCUUGAGUGGGUCGAUUUGAGCCAUUGCAAAAAUGUAUCUUUAGAUGCUUCUAAGCCGAUUAGCCUAAAAAGUUUUUAUUUUUUACAAGCUUUGAUGUUCUUCCCUUUUUAAAACUCCAUAUUGUAAAUUAUACAUAGGAAUAAUUCCUGGUUUUGAAAAAGAAACACAUACGAAAAUUUAAAAUAAAUUAAGCCGACACCAAGGUCGUUUAUGUUUUACACCUGUUUUGUUGUAAGCCAAACAAAUCCAGUACAUUAUCACUUGGUCAUUGCUAGAAAAUAACCUUAAUAUUUUCUUUUUAUACAAGAUUAGUAUUUCCUUUACAAGGAAUUUGUUUUAUAAAGAGGAAUCGUUAUUAUUUUAUGGUAUAAUAUAUUUUAAAAUAUUCUCCACUUAGGCGAAAUGGUUUAGAGUUGUCAAAAAGAUUGCUUUUGCGGCCAAGCGUAUUUCUUAAACAAAUCGAUCCACACCAAAUCUAUCCCCACUGCAACUGUUGUCACCCAUGCCCCCAGUCCCCUCGAUCCUUACCAAUUAGUUCCGAGUAUCGGCUUCUCAGCUUUCCUCGUCGUGUUAAAUGUUAAACCCGCCAGCAAAGUAAAGUAAAAUAAUUAAAAGUAAAACCAGUUAUUGCUAUACUGUGUGUAAUCCCCGCCCGCUCUAAACUUACAUAAGGCGUCAUCGGAAGCGAAACAAACCGAAACGAAAAAAAGCAACUAUUUAAAUAAGUGUACUCUUAGCGCAUAUUUAGCAGCAUCUUCUACUCACAUGACUUCAAGCGGAGCAAAGGCGAUCGCAUAAAUAAUCAAUAAUAAAUUUAAUGAACGAAGAAAUGAAAACCGGGUCGCUUAAAGAACAAAAACUUAGAAAACGGAGAGACAAGAGUCCCUAAAUUAAGUGAAUCGAUGAGAAAAGAAAACGAGUAAAACCAGCUAUAAUUGAAUUGACAGAGAUCGAUCGUAAAUGUUGUAGAGAAUAUAUAGUAUAUAUAAAAAUAUAUAUAAACUACUUGUAAAUGUAAGCGAAGCGAAAAGCUAAAACAACAAUAAAACAUGCAAAACAAAA